AUGGUCUUCGCUUCCUUCAUCCGCUCCGGCGACGAUGUCAAGGCUAUCCGUGAGGUUCUUGGCGAGGACGGCAAGGACAUCCAGAUCAUCUCCAAGGUCGAGAACCAGCAGGGUGUCAACAACUUCGACGACAUCCUCCGCGAGACUGACGGUGUCAUGGUCGCCCGUGGUGACUUGGGUAUCGAGAUNCCCCCUGCCCAGGUCUUCAUCGCCCAGAAGAUGAUGAUCACCAAGUGCAACAUUGCCGGCAAGCCCGUCAUUUGCGCCACCCAGAUGCUCGAGUCCAUGACCUACAACCCCCGCCCCACCCGCGCUGAGGUUUCCGACGUCGGUAACGCCAUCCUUGACGGUGCCGACUGUGUCAUGCUUUCCGGCGAGACUGCCAAGGGUAACUACCCCAAGGAGUCCGUUUCCAUUAUGCACGAGACCUGCCUGCUCGCCGAGGUCGCCAUCCCCUACGUCAACGCCUUCGACGAGCUCCGCAGACUUGCUCCCAUCCCCGUCCCCACCACCGAGUCGUGCGCCAUGGCCGCCGUCUCUGCCUCGCUCGAGCAGAACGCUGGUGCCAUCCUCGUCCUCUCUACCAGUGGUAACACCGCCCGCCUCAUCUCCAAGUACAGACCCGUCUGCCCCAUCAUCAUGGUCUCGCGUAACUCGCGCGCCACCCGCUAUUCGCACCUUUACCGUGGUGUCUGGCCCUUCCACUACCCCGAGCAGAAGCCCGACUUCAAGAAGGUCUCAUGGCAAGAGGAUGUCGACAAGCGUCUCAGAUGGGGUAUCAAGCACGCCAUCGAGCUCGGUAUCCUCACCAAGGGCGACCCCGUUGUCACCGUUCAGGGCUGGAGAGGCGGCAUGGGCCACACCAACACCCUCCGCAUCGUUCCCGCCGAGCCUGAGGACCUUGGCCUUGACCUCGAGGCUUAG
Molecule: messenger RNA, 924 nt
Organism: Aureobasidium vineae
Lineage: Eukaryota; Fungi; Ascomycota; Dothideomycetes; Dothideales; Saccotheciaceae
Source: the annotation of a GenBank genome assembly